Molecule: messenger RNA, 1037 nt
Organism: Pomacea canaliculata
Lineage: Eukaryota; Metazoa; Mollusca; Gastropoda; Architaenioglossa; Ampullariidae
Product: lipoxygenase homology domain-containing protein 1-like
Exons: 6
Coding region: 102-722 (206 amino acids)
Molecular function (GO): protein binding
Source: RefSeq, a predicted model, not a curated record
UCACUUUCGCAAGUUUUCUCUCCAUACAAUUUAAAUAUUUAUAAAGCUUAUGCAGAUGCCGCUGGGUUUGAAAUUUAGUUCCUUGUAGUGGCUUUAUAAAGAUGGUCUACUCAUUUGUGUUAAGAACAUUUGAAGAAAUGAAGCGUCUGGCAUCCAGGGACACGGGUAGGAUGUGGAGGCUGGUGUCUGUGCUCUGGUUUCUUGGUGGUUUCGGUGUCAAUGGUAAAGAAGUUGUUUGGAAGAUCCAGGUCUACACAUCAAAUGUAAAAGAUGCUGGCACAGAUGCCAAUGUCCGAAUUAUUCUCUACGGAAAUGAGGGAACGUCCGAGCCUUUGGUGUUAGAUAAUAGCGAGAACAAUUUUGAACAAGGCAAGCUGGACACUUUCGAGGUUUCAACGGCUGACAUCGGCGAGCUGUGCCAGGUGCAAAUCUACCAUGACAACUCUGGCAACAAACCUGGCUGGCAUCUAGAUAAGGUAGUGAUAUGGUCUAAGGACAACAGCAAAAAACAUUACUAUUUCCUGUGCAACUGCUGGCUGGCGAGAGAUGAAGGAGACGGCAGACUCGACAGAACAAUUUCUGCCACAACGAGGUGCAAAGAAGGACUGAAAGCUAAACGACGUGGAAUCACGGAACAACGCAAUCACGUGACUUCCAAUGGAAAGGAGUUUCAGUCUAGCAAAAGAUCAGCGUCGGCUUUGAACAGGAACAGGCUGGAGUAGAUGUCCAUCGCCUUCUGGGAGAACCUCGUGAAUAAUCUAACAGAAGAAACAUCGAUCAGAUGUGAUUAUCCCAGAGCUCUGUCAACGUAUUGAAGUUCAGCGGUUUCUUCAAGAAAACUGUCUUCGUGCCUGAUGUCUCGACAGUCACACUAUUUCUCCCUCUUUCUCUCGCUCACGGACAUACACUUAUUAUUAUUUCUUCUUGUUGAGCAGUGUUUGUUUACUCAAUGUUGUAAACUGAGUUGCGAGCAUCUGACUUGGAUCUCGUUCCAUAAAUCAACACAAGCUCCCAAAUAAUAAAGAAGUGUAAGCCCA